AUAGCGCCACCCAUCUAUAAAUUAUUCUUGUCAAAUUACAAGGGAUCAGUAUUCUCAUAUCUGAAACGCUCGGAAUCGGAGCCUUUUGGGAUUUGAUUGUUGUCUUUCAGCCUUUUGAUGUGGUACUGAUGUGCUGAGGCAUAGAAACAACUGAAGUUCAGAAACACCGCCAUGCCGAAAAAAUUUAGAGGCGAAAACAGCAAAUCAUCUGAGGCCCGAGCUCGCAAGGCCGCAGUUGCUAAUGAAGCGAAGACACAAAAACUAAAAGCAGUAGAAGAUGCAUAUUGGGCUGAUGAUAAUAAAAGCCUUCAAAAGAAACAACAAAGAAAAGCUGAAAAAGAGAUGAAAAGAACUGAAAAUUUGAACCGAAAAAAAGAAAAGGAGGAAUUAUAUAAUGCUGAAAUGGACAGCCUUAAAUCUAAGAAAACCGAAGUAAAAAAAAAUGAAAAAUUAACGAGAGCCCAAAUAGCCGCUAACGCCGAAAUUGAACGCUUGGAAAAAGAAAGACAAAUAAACUCUCAGAAGAAAGAAAACGAUUCAGAAAAAGUUGAAGAAAAUGUUAAUAGACUGGUUGGAGACUUGGUUGCCCAGGGUGAAGUCAUUGAAGCACGAAGUGUAGAAGAUGCUAUUUCUGUUUUAUCCGUUGCAACAGAAUUAGAGCGUCACCCCGAAAGACGUAUGAAAGCAGCGUAUACUAAAUUUGAAGAAGAAAAUAUGCCUCGUUUGAAAAAAGAGAACCCAAAUUUAAGGCUGUCGCAAUUAAAGCAAAUGUUAAAGAAAGACUGGCAAAAAUGUCCAGAUAACCCCAUGAACGCGAGAUUUGUUUCUUAUAAUACAAAAUUAUCUUGAGCUUUGUACAAUAUUAGAUACUCUUGUAGUAUGUGUACCAGUUUUGUUCAUGAUCUUUUCCGAUUUUAGUUCUAUGAUGAGUUCAGAACUGUCUCACUAAUUUGGUGUUACACGUAAAUUGGAAUCAGGGAAAUAAUCCGAUUCCGGUUGAAAAGAUUUUAGGUCAUACUCAAGACUCUGGGUUGUAAAGGAUCCUACUACAGCACGGAACUUGAAUCAAAUUCUAUAACAAAUACUUUUGAGUCCGUUUUAUUUAAAGGCUAGAAUUGUUUUUGUUUGUGUGCGCUGUGAGUUUUUUUCAUGAUAAUUUAGCGUCGAACCGACAAAAAGUUUGGCAACCGCUGCUAUAGUGAAUUGACUUUACUGUACGAUUUGGCUAAAUCAUAAUGGUAAGAAUUUUAUAUGAAUCUCACACGUUUUAAGCAGGGAUUUCAAAAGCAGAUCGAAUAUUCAUAUACAAACAUAAUUGAUUAAAUUUCAUAUUUUUGUUUUGGAACAACUGAUAUCGAAUGGCCAUAGUGGUGCUUCGUCCGUUUCAUGCUUUACUUAUUUUCAUUGCAGUGUUGUUAUUAUGCCUUGAAAAUUGUUUUCAAAAUAUAUUGAUUUGAAUAAGUCA
Styela clava is the source of this 1465-nucleotide messenger RNA. Its product is annotated as coiled-coil domain-containing protein 124-like. Gene Ontology annotation, biological process: transcription by RNA polymerase II. Lineage: Eukaryota; Metazoa; Chordata; Ascidiacea; Stolidobranchia; Styelidae. The record is from RefSeq and is a predicted model, not a curated record. Gene Ontology annotation, cellular component: nucleus. Gene Ontology annotation, molecular function: transcription coactivator activity.